This is a messenger RNA of Zophobas morio, 693 nucleotides long. RefSeq lists its product as uncharacterized. The transcript is spliced from 3 exons. NCBI's taxonomy places the organism in Eukaryota, Metazoa, Arthropoda, Insecta, Coleoptera, Tenebrionidae. The coding region runs from base 317 to 670 and encodes 117 amino acids. The record is from RefSeq and is a predicted model, not a curated record.
AGAUUUAUGACAGCGCCAGUUAAAAGUGGUUAAUUAUUGCUUUACAACUGAAGACGACAAAAGUAGUGCAGAAACGUUGUACUAGUUUUUUCCAACCUAUGAUAUCAAUCCAUUCUGUUCUCCUUCUCCCAAGUUUACGAAACAAAUGGCCCCGGUGACUUUUACAGUUCUGAAUACAAUAUUUCGGCAUUUUAUUUUUUGAGGGUAAAAUCUGGAAUCAGCUAUUCUGUACAUUCUGUAAACCUGUAAACAACCCAAACUACCUGUGCAAAUUAAAGAGUUUAUUUCAGUUUAUCUGUAGUUUAUCGUUAUCAACAUGGCGAUGGAUUUAAAUGCAUUGAUAAAAUCUCUAGUGGAAGUGCAAGAGUGUAGACAAGCCAACCGAUUAACCAUGAAACUUGCCAGCGUACGUAUAGAAACUUUUAACAAACAAUACUACGCCAAAGUCAACAUCACGGGGAAAGCAAUUAGAAUUUCUCCUUAUGAUGUAAACAUUUCGGACCAAAAUUUUCGCCCCGUUCAUCUGAUAGGUGCUGAUGACAGGGAGGACAGAGUCAUUAAGAUAAAUACAUACAAUGAAGGAGUGUAUGUGGUACAUUUCCGAACAGAUAAGCAGAGGGAUCGAGCUAUGAAACGCGUUAAAAGACUCAUCGGCUACAUAACAUUCUAAUCUAUUUAAUAUACUUAAUGUGG